Trichoderma aggressivum f. europaeum is the source of this 885-nucleotide messenger RNA. Its product is annotated as CAZyme family CE5. NCBI's taxonomy places the organism in Eukaryota, Fungi, Ascomycota, Sordariomycetes, Hypocreales, Hypocreaceae. The transcript has 4 exons. The record is from RefSeq and is a predicted model, not a curated record. Bases 1 to 885 code for a protein of 294 amino acids. Gene Ontology annotation, molecular function: hydrolase activity.
AUGCGUGGUCUCGCCCUGUCCCUGUCCCUGCUCGCCGCCAGCUCAACGGCCGCCGCGGCUACGUGCGCAAAGGGCCUCUACAUGGUCGUCGCCCGAGGCAGCGAAGAGCCCGCGGGAACCGGUGUGACGGGCAACCUCACGAGCCAGAUUGCCGCAAAGGUGCCCAACAGCCAGGUCGUGGCCGUCGACUACCCGGCCACGCUCAGCGACUACGAGGAUUCCGAAGGCGACGGCGUCAAGGCGAUGCAGCUGCUCAUCAACAACUACGGCCAGGCCUGCCCGGGCAACAAGAUUGCGAUUCUGGGCUACUCUCAGGGCGCGCAAGUCUCGUCUGACUCCGUCUGCGGCGGCGCCGGCGAGCCCUUCAUUGACGACAAGGCCCUUUCGGACGAUGUCAUGAACAGCGUCGUUGCCAUUGCCAUUUUCGGAGACCCAACCCAUGUCGCCAAUCUGACAUACGACAGAGGCACCAGCGUCAAGGACGGCCUCUUCAACCGAAGCUCAGCCAGCGUCGACCAGUGCAAGAAGUACGCCAGCCGCAUCAUCUCGUACUGCGACAAGGGCGACAUCUACUGCGACGCCGGCACCAACACGACCGUCCACCACUUGUACAUCGACCGUUACGGCGACGAGAUUGUCGACUUUGUCGUCAGCCAGUUCGAGAAGAGCAGCGGCUCCGGCUCCGGUUCCAACGCAACCACCACGGCUCCCUUUCCCACCGUUACGCCCACCAGCGGCGGCAGCGGCAGCAACGGCACUGCCCCGACUAGAACUGGUGCUCCUACUAUCAGCCCGACCAAGGGAUCUGGUGCCAAUAUGUUGACGAGCAGCUUGAUGCUGGGAGGUCUGUUGACGGUUCUGACGGCCGUGUCUCAGAUGCUGUAA